AAAAAUAAAUAAAUGCGCUCUAAAUAUCUGAGUUGGAGACAACAGGUCAAACCCUUUUUUAGGUUUCAGAGUGAUAAGGAAGCACAUCUGUUGGUAAAUAGUAACAAAUAAACACAAAAUUAAAUCAAUUUUUCAAAUUAACUCAGUUAAUUAUAUUUAUUUUAUUAAUUUUAAUUAAUUUCACCGUAUAAUUUGUUAUGUGCUUAUUGUUUUUCUACACCGAAUGAAAUAAAAAUCAAAAAAUUAUUUUCAUUUAUGAUCAAUAAUAUUGUUGAUUUAGAAAUAAAUGUAUGUAAAAACGUAAAGCAUUUUUUCUUCAGAAAAUUAUCUCCCAACGUGGUUUUUUUACGUGUUUUAAUAAAGCGCAAUUUAGUAAAUUGUGCUGUUUAGAUUGAGAGCAGUGUGUCAAUUACUCGGACAUUUAACAGUUCAAAUGGCCCAUAAGAAGAGAAUUACGCCUCUGGUCGAAUCGGGUAAGAAUCAACAAUUGGAAUUGUUAGAUGUCAGCCCUGAAGAGCGAAAGACUAAAAGUCCCGAGAGUUUGCCCCCUAUUCGAACCUCUGACAAGAUAAAAUCAAGAAUGUACCAGUGCAAGCGGAAUUUCGGGCUGUUUUUGAUGGGCAUCUUGAUGUUUAGCUCUCACUUGAAAAAAUUUAUAAGCGUGACACUCGCCUCAUGUUUCUAUCAUCAAUCUUUGUUACUUUUAAUUGCAAUCAGCAUGCUAUUUGAGGCAUUGAUAUCCAUCAUUGCUCUAGUGAUGAUUUUUUACAACGUGAACAAUCGUCAAUCAGUGAAAGCUAAUAUAUUCAACAACAUCUUACAGUAUUGUGUAAUUAUUGUUGUUAUUUUAGAAUUAAGUAUAGUAGCUAAUAACUCAGUGAUUGUAGAGAAAACAAACCCUUCACAAAACUGGAAACCAUAUUUAUGUGUGAUGAACAAAGAGUCAUAUGAGCAUUAGACCAUAAGAGCUAUUUUUAUUGUUAUGAAAAUGCAUUAAAACAAUUGCAACUGGUUUAGCAAAUAUAUAUAUGCAAUGGUAAAAUCAUUGAAAAGUAGUCGAUUGCAGCAACUAUUUAACAUUUAAAAAAUUCAUAUUUUAAAAUGUAUGUGAAAUUACAAGAUAACCUUUUUUUCUAAUAAUUCAACAUGGGCUGUAAACAUUUUGGUAAGAUCUGCAAGAUGUUCAAACUUUAGCUAACAUUUUUUGAUCAUUCUGGUCUGCUCAUUCUCGCCUGUUUUAUCCCUCCCAGCGUUAUGCAUGUUUUCCAUCUCCUGGUGGAAUGUUAAAACUUGGCCAGAAUAUCAGAAUGAUGGAGAUUAAGUUAUACCAGAAAAGUUGGUAUGGGUUUAAUUAAAAUUUGUUUAUAGAUAUUUUAUUCAGGAAAAUAAUUUCUUUAGGCAUCUAUAACUUUCUCCCAAUGUGCUACUAACCCUUGUAUAAAAGUUAGGGUCUCAAAACUUAAAAAAUAAAUUUUGCUCAUUUUCCAGAUAUUGGCAAUUAUCUAUCAUCCCAAUUAUGGAUAUUGUCACCCACUACGAAAAAGUGAGUCCAAUGGGGUCAGGUCUGGAGAGUACAGUGGGUGGUAGGACUUCCCAAACAAGCUUCGUCAUCACCUUGCUCUUGCUGCCCUGGUGAAAUAUUGCACCUUUUCAGUUCACGAGAGCAGGUUGUUUCUGGGCUAGGGCAUGCAAUACUCAUUGCAGUUGACUUGAGUAGAUUUCUGUGGUGAUAGUCUCUCAUGGUAGGAGUGUAGUACUGCACAAUGCCUGCUGUACUUCACCAAACACAAAGCAUCACUUUUUGUUGGUGAUAUUUUGGUUUUCACAUCAAUGGUGGUGUCAUUUGGUGACCUCCUGAUAUUACUGUAGAGGAUCAAUUAUUUUAUCGCAUGUGAUUAUCUGGUAAAAACAUUUCCACUUUAUGCCGUGAUAGGCAAUUGUUUAGACUCUAAAGUAUUUUACCAGUGGUCAAUUUAAGAGGAGCCUAUUUGCCCCGCGUCUACAUUUUCCCAAGAUGAUGUAAGAUAAAUUGAAUGGUUUCAUCGCUUACAUUGAAUACACUAGCAAGCUCCUGACAUAUUUGACAAAUCAAAUUCAAUAGCUUUCCUCAAUUUGUUGUCAUUAAGGAUAGGUCUACUAGACCGUUAUUCAUCCAUUUGUUCCCAGCAGCAAUCCUUUUGAACCAAUUUUCGGCAGUGCACUCACUUGCGAAUAUAGUGCAAAUUUUACAAGCCGUCCUACUACCCAGCUUAAAUUCAUACAAUAAGCACAUAUGAUUAAUGGAUUUUGAAGCAGUAAGAAAAUAUUUACAGAAAAUAUAAUUUACAGUAAACUGUUCAAGACACUUUUUCUUUAUGAACUGAUGCAUUAUCCCUCUAGGUGUAAAGUAUGUAAUGUAAACAUUUAAUCCUUCCGAGUAUAUAGAAAUGUUGAUUGACGGUAUUAAAACAAUAACAAAUGAAAAACUGAAGCCUGAAGUUUUCUGGUUACCUGUAUAUUGUUUUAUAAAACAAAUUUUUCUACUAUAGUUUAUAUUUGUAAUUUGGUAUUACCAAUCAUUUGUUUGCCUAUUUGGGUUGACUUCUCUUGACAGGCCAACCCAGCAAGGAUAGACAGACCAAAAUGAGAAUCUCAUAAUGUAAUUGUAUUUGUUUUAGUAUUUUAUUCAUGAUAUAUUUUC
Molecule: messenger RNA, 2680 nt
Organism: Cimex lectularius (bed bug)
Lineage: Eukaryota; Metazoa; Arthropoda; Insecta; Hemiptera; Cimicidae
Exons: 4
Coding region: 434-958 (174 amino acids)
Source: RefSeq, a predicted model, not a curated record